Cuscuta epithymum is the source of this 968-nucleotide messenger RNA. Lineage: Eukaryota; Viridiplantae; Streptophyta; Magnoliopsida; Solanales; Convolvulaceae. The record is from the annotation of a GenBank genome assembly.
GUCCAAACUCCAAAGUGAUUCCAAUCGCGCAGUUAAGCACUUAAGCUAACUAGCUCUUAGCCAUGGCUAAGAAUUCGAUGACUCUUCCCAUUUUUAGCAUCUCAUUCGCCUUUUUCUUCUUCUUCCUCAUCACUUCUCCGGCUACCGGAGAAGAGCAAAUCUUCGGAAAGCCGGUAGACCAGAAAUCUCUUGGACUCAAGAAGGAAAAAGCAAGUCAUUUCCGCUUCUAUUGGCACGACGUUCUUAGCGGGACCAAGCCAACCUCAGUCAUAGUCAUCCCGCCGGCGAAAAACUCGUCGCCGAUGACCAUCUUCGGGCAGACAAACAUGAUGGACAACCCGCUAACUAUAGGGCCGGAUCUGAGCUCCAAGUGCGUCGGAAGGGCGCAGGGGAUUUAUGCUGCGGCGGGUCAGGACGAGCUUGGGUUCUUGAUGGUGAUGAACCUGGCUUUCAUUGAGGGCAAGUACAACGGCAGCACCCUCACCGUGCUCGGCCGGAACCCGGCGUUACAGAAGGUCCGGGAGCUGUCCAUCGUCGGCGGCAGUGGGCUUUUCCGGUUCGCUCGCGGCUACGUUGAGGCCAGGACUCAAUGGCUUGAUUUAAAGACAGGCGAUGCCACGGUUCAAUAUGAUGCUUAUGUGUUGCAUUAUUGAUCCCACCAUCGGCUAUAAUUUGUUUGUCUCUUUAAACCAUUAAUUAAUUAUAUUAUUAAAAGAAUUGUGUUGAAAUAUUAUUGAAUUAGUCAUCUUCUAACUAUUCCUGAUUAGGAAUUAUUAUCACCAUUACAUAAAUAAUUAGGAAAUCAUAAUUGUGAUUUCAAGGUGAUAAAUGUGUGGCUCACAAUGAUCUCCUAAUCUCAUUGAGCUCACACUUUCUCCUAUAAAUAGGAGUCAUUCUCAUUGUAAUUAACACACCAUUACAACACCAUUAUCACACUUCUAAUAACAUCUUUCUCACUAAGUAUUCAG